Messenger RNA from Lytechinus pictus (painted urchin), 7734 nucleotides. Its product is annotated as E3 ubiquitin-protein ligase MIB2-like. Gene Ontology annotation, biological process: protein ubiquitination; protein phosphorylation. Gene Ontology annotation, cellular component: cytoplasm. Bases 258 to 3713 code for a protein of 1151 amino acids. The record is from RefSeq and is a predicted model, not a curated record. Gene Ontology annotation, molecular function: ubiquitin-protein transferase activity; protein binding; protein kinase activity. The transcript is spliced from 21 exons. NCBI's taxonomy places the organism in Eukaryota, Metazoa, Echinodermata, Echinoidea, Temnopleuroida, Toxopneustidae.
ACACUGGAUGGCUGCUCGCAGGGCUACAUGUAUUUGCACAGGGCCCCGUGAUGCAUCCAGAUCGAAUAGAGGGUAUCCAUACACAAAGACCGUUGAUAUCACUGCGGACCUGAUACAUACGCCAUCACAACAAUUUGUGAUAUUGGGUUGUUUUUCUGGCUAUUCUGUUGCUGUACUGGUCCAUGUGGAGUCAGCAUUUAUAACCAGUUGAUCUCUAAUUUCUAAACGAAAUUCCAAGGUAAUUCCAACCGAUUAGGAUGUCCACCCUCGAGGUUGGACAGCGAGUCGUCCGGAGCUCCACCUGGACGUGGCGAGACCAAGAUGGCGGUAACGGUCAUCUUGGUACUGUGGUCAAGCUGAAAGAUCAAGACCCUCUAGAUCCAAUUCCUAAUGGUUGGGCCAAGGUCCGAUGGGAUAAUGGGAACAGGAACAACUAUCAGGCUGGGUCCAGUGAUGACUGCUAUGAUCUCAUGCUCUUUGACAAUGCCCCUGCAGGUGUGACUCAUUUAGGUAUUCGUUGUGAUAGUUGUUUGACGAUGCCCGUUGCCGGCAUACGCUGGAAAUGCAGCGAUCAGAACUGCCCUGAUUAUGACCUUUGUACUCGAUGUUACAUGGAUGACAAACACGACACGUCCCAUGCAUUCACACGCUUUGUUAGUCGGAAAGAAACAGGGAUACUCUUGGGGCCUCGGUUUGGCGUAACUAAAACACUAUCAAGAGGAUUGUGCCCAGGAGCAGAAGUAUGCAGAGGAAAGGACUGGGAAGGCGAUGAAGAUGAUGAUUCCAGUGGAUCUGUUCGUGAGGUAUGCCCUUUCUCGGAAAGACCGCGGUCAGGCGUCAAUGUCCGCUGGAACCAGUCUCAGAAGAUCACCACUCACAGAGUUGGAUACAAUGGGAAAAUGGAUCUUAGGUGCACCACACCUGGCGUCGGCACAAGCUACUAUGCUAGCCAUCUACCUAUUUUAGGUAAAGAGGUUGGCUUGAAGGUCGGAGACGCGGUAGCCAUCACCCUUGAUGGAGAAACAUUACAGAUGAUGCAACAAGGCAGUGGGUGCGAUUGGAUACCAGAUAUGGGGAAUCUGUUUGGCAAGGUUGCCAAGGUCACUGGUGUCAACUCCAGAGGGGAUGUACAGGUCACCUACUCAGACGAAGCAGCGCAAACUUUCACCUUUAAUCCAGAUGUACUGAACAAGGUUCCAAAGUUAGGAAAGGGAGACCUUGUGCAGAUCAAUCAAAACCUCACGUAUGUUAUGAAUCUUCAAGAUAACAGUCAAAAUGGAUGGGUGGAUGGAAUGGAGAAGUGUCUUGGAUCAGAAGGGACAGUGAUGAAAGUUGAUUCCCACUAUAACAGUCGAUUGCGCGUGACCGGGAAGGAACGGGUUUGGUCCUGGCAUCCCUGUUGCCUGUCUAUUAUUAAGAAGAAUUCAACAGACGAUGAAGACAUUGAGGGGGUGGAGUCUCUUGGCCGCAAAUUAUUAGGUGGAAGUGAUGGCCAUGAAGCAAUAUUGAAAGCCUUAAUGUCUCUUCUUGGAAAAGAUAGUGGCUCCUCAGAUAACGAGUCGGGCGAUGGAGGAGAAACAGCUCAGCUGAUGAAGGCUGCAAAGAUUGGCAAUACUGAACGGGUCGUUGAGAUCCUGUCCAAAUCACCUGAAAUGGCAAAUGCAACAACGGGAGGGAAGACCGCCCUUCAUAGAGCGGCUGUUCAAGGUCACCUUGAGGUGGCCCAGGCCCUAUUGGGGGCAGGGGCUGAGAUAGAUGUCUCUGAUAAUAGCGGAAGCACACCCCUUCAUUAUUCUGUUGAGGGGGAUGAACCAGCAAUUGCAAAGUAUUUGAUCAGUAAAGGAGCUGACGUAGACAGAGCUAAUAAGAACGGAAGGAGGGCGAUCCAUCAGGCAGCCUACCGAGGGCUUGUUGACUGUACUCGGGUCUUGAUUAAUCUUGGAUGCGAUGUUAACGUACAGGAUUCAGAGAAAGAUUCUCCCCUCCAUGACGCUGUCGUCAAGAACAACACAGAUGUCAUUGAACUCCUGGUGAAAGUUCCAAGCCUUGAUGUAACUCUCGCUAACGAAAAAGAGUUGACGGCUCUUCAACUUACCGCUUACAUGGAUAGACCCGAACCUGCGGAGUUGAUUGCUCAGAGUUGUCCUCAAGCAAUUACUGUUCCAAGAGACGAUGGGCAUACCAUAUUACAUAUUGCUGCCAUUAAUAAUCAUGUUGAAGUCAUGAAGGUCAUUCUGGCUGUGAAGGGUCAUGGGCUUGAUAUAAAUGCCAUGAACGUGCAACGUAUCACAGCCCUACACCUGGCUGCUACCAAGGGACAGUCGGAAAGCAUAGAGUUCCUGGUCUCACAAGGCGCAGACAUCAAUCUUCAAGGUGAUGAUGAUCAUAGUGCACUCCAUCAUUUGGCCAGUGCUGUAGGGAGAGAUCCAAGUAAAGUCAAUGACACCCCCACCCUCAAGAAGAUUCGCCAACGAUUUAAGGGUUGCGGAGUUGAUGACAGUGCUGCUGCAGCAAUGUGCUACUUGGUUCUAAAUGGGGCUUCCUUGGACCUAGAGAAUGUCAAAUGUCGGACUCCGUUGUAUUAUGUCAAGAAUGCCCAGCUGAAAAAGACUUUGAAGAAGAUUGCACAUGAUAAGACGGCUGAUGACAUGUCCUCAUGGGAGGACCUUGGGGAGGACGAAGAUGUGAAGAAGGGUCGGCUGAGUGAGAACGCCAUCGUUCUUGAUGAUGAUGAUAUCAUCCUCAAGGGAGGUGACAGCAUGGGUGCCACUGAUAAGGGCUCUCCGAAGCGGAUAAGAAAGGACUCGGAAGAUAGUCAACAGCAACAACAAUCUGAUUCAGCAGGAGAUCGAAAGAAAGCUAGAAAGCCAAAGAUCGAAGUAUUUGACCUGGUACACAAGAUCGACGUCUCUGAUCUUGACAUGGGCCGUGUGGUCGGAAAGGGUCAGUUCGGUGUCGUCCAUCAUGCUUCCUGGAGGGGAACUCCAGUAGCGGUCAAGAAGAUCUCCAUCAUGGGUAGUAGAAAAGAAGAAAUUGAAAAGGAGGUGGCUAUACACAGACGGGCAACCCAUCCUAACAUCGUUCAGAUGAUGGCGCUGGGUUACAAGGAGCAGGAUGCAUUCCUUGUCAUGCAGUUUAUUGAAGGACCAAGCUUACAUGCCAUUAUCUUUGCUGACAGAGGAGAUGAUAAGAUUGCUCUGGACUGGGCCAAAAGACUUCAGAUAUCUUGUGAGGUCCUUCAAGCCAUAACAUUCAUGCAUGCCUGUAACAUUCUACAUCUUGAUAUCAAGCCUGCUAAUGUACUAGUCGACACCGUGACAAUGCGUCCGUACAUCUGUGACUUAGGUCUGGCCCACAUCAAGAACCGCAACCUCAUGUCCCAAUCCUCAGUCAAUAUGAGAGGCACACCUUGCUUCAUGCCCCCAGAGGCACUUGGCUCAACAGAACCCGGAUACAGGCACUCACCCAAGCACGAUGUCUGGUCGGUGGCGGGAACAUUGGUCGAGCUUUACUCCAUGAAGCGGCUGUGGGGAGAUUCAGCGCAUCCUUUGGCCCUCUUGGCUCGCAUCUUUACGGGCCAGAUGGGUAAACCGGAUUCUUUGAACUCGGUUGAUCCUAGAAUCAAGAAGAUCCUGGACCCAUGCUUUGAACAGAGACCGGAGAAGAGACCGUCGGCUUCUGAUCUCUUGGAGCAGUUCAAUGACCUUACGUGAUGGGCGAGCAAUUGGCUUGAAAUUUGAAAGGCCUGUUUACUGUGCAAACCAUUCGUUCGAGUCAAGUUUUCUGAAUGCAGAGCCUAUAAUGACGUUGUAUGUGCUAGUCUUUGUGUGAAGACCUACUUGUUGAUUUAAGUUUCAAUCAGGGUCUGUGCCUGCAGACCUGUGAAAGACUGUUCUAAUAUACAUGUAUAUGUAUAAUUUGUCAAUAACAUUAUGGAUUUUGUAUAUUUUCAUAGCAUGAUUAUAUACCACCAGCCAUACAUGCGAUCAUGGUGAACAAAUAUUUAUUUUGUUGAAUUUCCUUCUGUUUUUAUAACUUUGUGGGACAAACUUAUAGUUCAUUGCAUACUUUUAGGAUUCUUAUUUUCAUGUAGUAGGUGAUUUUUUAGCUGAUCUAACUUGUUAGAAUUGAUUGUUAGUUGUGGCUAUAUGCCAAAGGAUGAUAAAAAUGCAGCUGUUCAUGUACUUACUUGCGGCACUGUGUGUUGUAAUUAUGGGAUGUGUUAUGCUUUUUCUAUUUCAUUUUUUAUGUUGGCUACUUUUUAUCAACUAACUUAUGUGAAUGUCUUUGGCAAAACAGGAAUUAUAACAUUGUAAAUGUCAUACAUGUAUGUAAAUAUAUAAAUGACAUUUCAAUAUUGAUAAUGAUACUACAAAAAUAAUGUGAUUAUUAUUGUGGUAUUGCAUGAUUAUGUAUUUUGUGUCUCAGAAUAUUAAUAUAUAUAUAUAUAUGAAUAUCGCAAACUGAAAUUUUAUAUCAUACAAGUGAUACAACUCAUUUUCAUAUUUUUUAAUGCAGUAUGACAUUUCAUUGAUUUUAAAUUUUUUGAUAAAAGGCUUUUCACUUGUUUUUAGACGCAUUGCCCUACUGAUAGCUUGAUGAAAGAAUGAUUUUUAUUUCUCCAACACAAAAUUGAUUAUCCAUUUCUAGCCUUAUGACUUGCUUAUUUCCCCCAUCUUUUAAAUAAAUCGUAUGACAAAUUCAAUAUUAGGAAUCCUUAACAUUGGGUAAAAUGUGUCCAUUUUGAUGGUUCAAAGCAUACAUGUAGUUGUAUUCUUUUUUUAGUCAGUUAAACCCCCAUUCCACAGAGAUCAAGACCGCUGAAAGACCAUGAAUUUUGGUUGAUCUUUCAGCGGUCUCUCAAUGAACCUACAAUGGUCUUUUGAGGUCUUACACGAGUCCUGACCAAUCUUUCAGUAGUCUUCAUGGCCUCCAAAACUUUUUGAAACGGUCCAAAACAGUAUUACAGGAAAAUGGUCUUUCAGUGGUCUUUCAGCAGUCUUUCAGCGGUCUUUCGAUAAACUUUCAAAGGUCUUAAUAGUCUUUCAAUGAUCUUUCGGCAGUCUCAAGAUUUUUGCGGAGAUCAUUGUAAGACUCAUGAGAGAUCAUUCAAAGAUCAUUGAAAGACCAGGCAAAGUCCAUGGAAAGAAUUCUGAAAGAUCACUUGUUGUAUAAAAAGAUCUCUGAAAGACCAUUGAAAGAUCUCUAUAGGACUACUCUAAGACAAGUACCGUAAGACAAGAAAUAUCCAUCAGUCUUUCAGAGUUCUUUGAGGGGUCUUUCUGAACCAUUCCACAGAGAUGACAAAUUUCAGUGAUCUUGAAGACCGCUGUAAGACUUCACAAAUUUUAAGUCUUUCAGUGGUCUUUCAACGGUCUCCGUUCUGUGGAAUGGGGGCCUAAGGCCAAAUUUGAAUGUUUGGAAAGCCUCAAUAUAUGUCAUUGUUGUCCUCAAAAUAUGUGUUCUGCUAAAAAAUUGGCAGACGUUUGGACAACGAUCCAUGCAUUUUCGGGCCCCGUCUUACAAAGAGUUACGAUUGAUCCAAUCAACGUCAACUAUAUGGAAAUCCAUCAAUAUCAUAAUUGUUUUCUUCAGACUAUUUGCACAAUGUACUAUGUGAACAAAGAUAAGCACUCUGAAAUGUCAAGAAAAUGGUGAAUGUAUGAAUAUACAUCAUAUCUAGAAAAUCAUUUGAAUAAGCAUGCAUUUUAGAUUUUGACGUGGCUGGCUUUCCAGAGUUGUGGUUGAUUGGGUCAAUCGCAAGUCUUUGUGAGAUGGGUCCCAGUUCCCCCACAUUAUCUCUCAAAAAAACUGUAUGCAUUAUGUUAAUUCAUGUCAAAUAACUUGCCCCUUGAUAUAUUGUUGAGCUCAAAUUUAAAAAAUUUGCAUAUAUAGCUCUCUCAUUUUGAACCUGGUUGUGAUGAAUUUGAAUUGUGUCUCGACUCUCUUUUAUUGGAAAUUGAUUUCCCCCUUUUAUUUUGCUUUCUUUAAAUAACAAAAUCUAUUGGCCUGCCAUCAUGUUGAAAAUAAAUACAGGUGGAUCUGCCUACCAUCGAACCUUUUGGGACAAAAAUCUAUCCGAAUUUGUAAAUAUGACGAAUGCGAAUUAGAAAUGGUAGAUAACACAUGAUGUUAAUGAUCCGGGCCCCGUCUUACGAAGAGUUAUGAUUGAUCCAAUCAAUUGUAACUCUAUAUAAAUCCAUCGGUGUCAUAAUAUUUUCUACAUGAAAUUUGCAUAAUGUCCUUUGUAAAUAAAGGCAAAGACACAAAAUUGUCAAGAAAACAAUGAUUUUAUGCAAUGUACAUCAUAUGUAGAUAAUAUUUUGCACAAACAUGUAUUUUAGAUGUGAGCAUUGCUGGCUUUCCUUAGUUGAGGUUGAUCAGAUCAAUCGCAACUCUUUGUAACAUAGGGCCCUGGUCUAAAAAAUUGCUUCAACUUAGGCUAAUAUUUGACUUGAAUGUAUGGAAGCUUGAUUUAGUCAGAGUCAGUGGCAUACAGACGUGGGGGGGGGGGGGCCCUUGCCCCCUUUAAAUUUUUCACGACCAAGAACAAAAGAGAAAAAGCAAAAAUAGAAAAGAGAGAAGGGUGAAAUAUGAUAUUAUUGUCCGAGUAUUAUGUCAAAAUCUAUCAGAGAUUGGAUUGUUGUUGAAAAAUGUCACAAUUUUUGCUUGCUUGCAAAUUUGUAUAAAUUUUAUGCGAUUCACUAUACGGUAUCUAGCCCCCUCAAAAUUUUAAGCUCAUUAUGCUACUGGUCAGAGUAAAAUGUACCUGUACAUGCUCAGAUUAACUUGAACUUCCAAAUCAAAUAAUCACCCAAGUCGAAACAUACAUGGAUUUUCUGACGAGAAUAUGUGUCACUUGUAUAUUUACAUCUGAAAGUCGUUGGACUGAUGUUUGGGGCCCCGUCUGACAAAGAGUUGCGAUCAACCACAACUAUGGACGGCCAGCAACGUCAACAUCUAAAAUGCAUGUUUGUUUAAAAUAUUGUCUCGAUAUGUUGUCCAUUCCUAAAUUCAUCGUUCUCGUGAAGAUUCAAUGUGAUCGAUCCCUUUGUUUACUAGGGAAAUUGAGCAAAUUUCCUGUAGAAAAAAAAUUAUGGUAUAGAUGGAUUUCCAUAUAGUUGAUAUUGAUUGGAUCAAUCGUAACACUUUGUAAGACACAGGGCUUAAUUGUUCCAAGAGAUUCCAGUUAAGUAGAGUCACCUGGGUAGCAUUUUGUGAAACAAAUCAGUCAGUGGUAUUCAAUGUUGUUCUUAGCCAAUCAUAUGCAAGGAUUUCAGUAGCUUAUAACAAUCAUUUUAAAUCACUAUUUGCUUCAUGAAACACCCUAGAAGGUCUCAUUGCAUAAUGGAAUUGGAUAUAACUCUUAUAUUUGGAAGGAAAAUAUGUGUUUUAUUUCUUCCAUAGAUUUUCCCAUAUAGAAUGAAAAGUAGUGGCAUUUUACAUGAAUGAUGUUGGUCAACAUGCAUACAUAUAUAUAUAUAUGUGUUACGUGAGAACCCUUGUCUUAUACAAAGUAAUGUAAAUGAGAGUCUGUAUUCGAUCUGUUCUUGAGAUUGUGUUAAGAGCUACUGAAAUCCUCACAUCCAAUUGGAUGAGAGCAAAUUUGGAAAUGAAACUCACCAAAAAACCAAGAAGCACUCUUUGAUGGAGCAUAUGAGUUUGUUAAAACAUGACUGUGUAUACUGCAAAAACAUUUUUUACUUAAUAAAGAAUACGCUAUGAAAUAUCCCA